Sinocyclocheilus grahami is the source of this 3195-nucleotide messenger RNA. Its product is annotated as long-chain-fatty-acid--CoA ligase 4-like. NCBI's taxonomy places the organism in Eukaryota, Metazoa, Chordata, Actinopteri, Cypriniformes, Cyprinidae. Gene Ontology annotation, cellular component: plasma membrane; endoplasmic reticulum; lipid droplet. Gene Ontology annotation, molecular function: arachidonate-CoA ligase activity. The coding region runs from base 35 to 1693 and encodes 552 amino acids. The transcript is spliced from 12 exons. Gene Ontology annotation, biological process: long-chain fatty acid metabolic process; neuron differentiation; long-chain fatty-acyl-CoA metabolic process. The record is from RefSeq and is a predicted model, not a curated record.
CACAGAUGUACUGUGACAUCUCAAGAUUGAAUGAAUGUCUUCGUCUUUAUCUUCUUUUGUUCAUUUCCGUUUCUUGUGGGUUUUUGUAGUGGUCACCUUUUAUGCAACUCUAGGAGAAGAGGCAGUGGCUUUCGGAUUGAAUGAGUGUGGAGUUACACACCUGGUCACCAGCGUGGAACUGCUGGAAACCAAACUGAAGGGCGUUCUUCCUCAAAUCCCCAGUCUGAGGCACAUCAUCUAUGUGGACAGGAAGAGCAUCAGCUCAGCAGGAUAUCCACAGGGUAUCCAGAUCCACAGCAUGCACUCUGUGCAAGAGCUGGGAGCCAAGCCAGAAAACUUGAGCCGACCCAUAGUGAAGCCCAUCUCGUCAGACCUCGCAGUUAUUAUGUACACCAGCGGCUCCACCGGUAGACCUAAAGGGGUGAUGAUCAUUCACAGUAACCUGAUCGGGGGUAUGGCAGGCCAGUGCGAGAGGAUACCUGGAUUAGGAUCAAAGGAUACAUAUAUUGCCUAUCUGCCUCUUGCUCAUGUGCUGGAAAUGACGGCUGAGAUCUCAUGUGUGACGUACGGCUGCAGGAUCGGCUAUUCCUCACCACAAACACUGUCUGAUCAGUCAACCAAAAUUAAGAGGGGAAGUAAAGGUGACUGCACCGUGCUGAAACCUUCUCUAAUGGCUGCCGUACCUGAAAUAAUGGACCGGAUCAAUAAGAACGUCAUGAGUAAAGUGCAGGAGAUGAACUGCGUGCAGAGAACCCUGUUCAAACUGGCCUACGGCUACAAGCUCAAUCAGAUCAAGAAGGGUUAUGAUGCGCCCCUGUGCAAUAUUUUGUUUAAGAAAGUCAGAGCUCUGCUGGGUGGAAACGUGCGGAUGAUGCUGUCCGGAGGAGCCCCUCUGUCUCCCGCCACUCAGCGCUUCAUGAACAUCUGCUUCUGCUGUCCUGUUGGUCAGGGAUACGGUCUUACUGAGACCUGUGGAGCGGGAACUAUAACCGAGGUUGCUGACUAUAGCACAGGACGAGUAGGAGCUCCUCUGAUCUGCUGUGAGAUCAAACUCAAAGACUGGGCAGAAGGUGGCUAUACGAAGCAUGACAAGCCCCAUCCACGCGGUGAGAUCCUCAUCGGAGGUCCUAAUGUGACCAUGGGCUACUACAGGAGUGAAGGCUGUAUCAAUGAGGACUUCUUUGUGGAUGAGAACGGCCAGCAGUGGUUCUGCACUGGUGAUAUUGGAGAGAUGCACCCUGACGGCUGUCUUCAGAUUGUCGAUCGCAAGAAGGACCUUGUGAAACUUCAAGCUGGGGAGUACGUCUCUUUAGGCAAAGUUGAGUCAGCUCUGAAGAACUGCUCUCUCAUUGACAACAUCUGCGCUUAUGCAAACAGUGACCAGAACUACGUUAUCAGCUUCAUUGUUCCUAAUCAGAAGAAGCUGACAGCUCUUGCCAGUCAGAAGGGCAUUGAAGGCACGUGGGAAGAGAUUUGCAACCAGCCGAUUAUGGAAAGGGAAGUUCUGAGAGAAAUUAAAGAAGUUGCAACUUCAAUUAAACUCCAGCGCUUUGAAAUACCAGUUAUGAUCCAUCUGAGUCCGGAGCCUUGGACCCCUGAAACGGGCCUGGUGACGGACGCAUUCAAACUGAAGAGGAAGGAACUGAAGAACCACUAUCUCAACGACAUCGAAAGAAUGUAUGGCCACAAGUAGGACCUCUAUCACAGCCAAAGACAUCUUCAUCAGCUCCUCACCGUGCAACAUUACUGUUUAUCAAUAAAUGUUCAAUACGUUUUGCCACAAAUACUUCACCACUGCCCAUUGCUUAGUGAUGUGCACAAAUGUUCAAAGACGAACAAUGUUGAUAAGCCGUUGGUCUGUGUAUUUUUAUUCCUGAGCUUUGUGGGCUUUUCAUUCAGAGCUCUGUAGUCUCUCUGCUGUGAAAUAGUUUACAAGUCGUAGCUGAUUAACUUGAGAACUGUUGGGUAAAGGACAAUAUGUAUCUUAUCCACCAUUAAGUAUCCACUAAUUUCUAAUGUUAGUAUACAAAAGCGUUACACUGCCAUCACAUUGUGCUUUCAUGUGUGAAUGCUUCUUUGUAAAAUUGUUCACUUGUUUGGUUUAAUAGAAUUUGAAAACACAAAAACCGCUAGCUGAGGCGAAGUCAUUGCACCGCAGAACUCCGCCUCCUUGUAGAAAUGAGUAAUAUACAGUGAUGUUUCUGUGCCUUCUGAUUGGUUACUAUUUAUACGUCGAUUCCCUAUUGGCUGAAAAUUAGAAUUCAAUUCCCGUGCUUCAUUCAUGUUAGUGUCUUUAUAACGGUUACAAACCAUGUUCUUUAAUUUACUUGAGAUUUUUAAUUUUUUUUGGUUGUGUAAAUUUGUCACUGAAUUACGAUGUUUUGAGUACUAAUUGACACGUAUAGUAGUAAAUACGUGUUCAUGGAUUGACUAGAGACAGGUUGAGAUGACAAGCAAGUGGUUGAUUGCUCAUUUGUCCUGUUCGUUUGACUGAACUUAAAUGAAGGGAACAUUUUUAGGAAGUUUUUCCCUCUUAAGCAAGAGGUAAAGUUUAUAGUUCAUCUGUAUCAUCUUUUCAUGUCUGAUUUUUCUCAAACCACUCAUUUUACUGUAGUGUCUGAUGGUCACAAGCUCUCUUGUCUGUCACAAAUUCCACUUCUGCAGGCUUUUAGUAUAUUUGGUAAUAUGUCAAUGUCCUCAAUAUUUAAUAUAUAUAAAGCUGAAAAGUAAAAAAGACACUUUUUGGAAAUUCAAACCCAGAAUAUUAAGGUUGAGAAACCCUUGUUCGUGUAGUAUUCUGUAUUUUAAUUUAUUUGGUCAAAACUGUACCUUUUUAUUUUAACCCGUGUUUAAUUGUUUUCGUUUUUAAAGUGUGAUCUGUACAGGCACUGUAAUUUGUUCGCUUUCGAGUUAUUCUAGAAAGUGUAUUUUAUUUAUAAUUAUUUAGUCAUUUGCACUAUGCGUUUUGUCAGGGAUUUUUAGCCAUUGUUAAACAAACCGCCAUUAAGCCAUCAAAUUCAGCAGUUAUUUCCCCCACAACCCUCAGGUUUCCACAAGCAAGACUAUACAGCAGUCAAGUGUUUGCAUUGAGAAAUUGUGAAUUUGCUUGUAGAAUGUUCUAUGAUGCUUAUUUAUUUUUGUGGUUCACCGUAUGUAAUAUUUGCUGAGAACAAGUAAAAUCGUUUUCUACUCAAA